Messenger RNA from Diaporthe amygdali, 831 nucleotides. RefSeq lists its product as uncharacterized. Bases 1 to 831 code for a protein of 276 amino acids. The transcript has 3 exons. Lineage: Eukaryota; Fungi; Ascomycota; Sordariomycetes; Diaporthales; Diaporthaceae. The record is from RefSeq and is a predicted model, not a curated record. Gene Ontology annotation, molecular function: protein binding.
AUGUUCGGCCGAUCGAGAAAAGCGAGCGUCUCGCAGACGACCACGAAAUCGAAGCCUCCAUCAACGACCGUGACCCGGGACUCGGGCGUCUCCAAGCGUCGUCCUUCUGUCGCUUCGCGCCGCCGACCAUCCAACGCAUGCUCCGCUCAGAGCCUCGUGGACCCAUCUGGAAACAACUCACCCAUCAUCACUCUGGUCGUCGGCCGGGAGGCCCGCAUCUUUGCCGCCCAUGAGGAGGUCCUGACCAAGUCGCCCGUCCUGGCUGCUGCCCUGCGCUCGCAGUACAUGGAGCCCACGGGCAAGCGCCUCACCCUCCCCGACGAGGAGCCCGAGGUGCUCUCGCCCAUCCUCGAGUACCUGUACAAGGGCGACUACUCCCCUCGCCUGGUCCACAACAAGCGCCGCGACACAUGGGAGAUCGAGAGCAACGACGAGGCCACCAUCUUCCACCAGGCCACCGGUGCCGAAAUCCUCAAGGACACCGUCAUCUACUGUGCCGCCGAGAAGUACAAGCUGGAUGAGCUGAAGCGCAUCUCUCUGCGCAAGCAGGGGCUCCGCACCGGCAUCCCAUGUGGCAUCAUCCUCUCCUCGGCCCGAUACGCCUACGCCAACACGUCCGACUCGGACUCCAAGCUCAGGGCACACUACCUCGCCCUCAUCAUCCGCAGCCGCUCCACCUUCAAGCGCAGCGGAACCAUGCAGCAGGAAAUGUUCAACGGCGGCUCCCAGCUUUUCUUUGACUUGUUUGUCGCACUGGCCAACCAUGUCGACGACAUCCAGAGCCCCCGGGGCACCCCUCGCAGCGGCACCCCCAAGAACGGCUUCUUUUAA